Messenger RNA from Adineta steineri, 201 nucleotides. The record is from the annotation of a GenBank genome assembly. NCBI's taxonomy places the organism in Eukaryota, Metazoa, Rotifera, Eurotatoria, Adinetida, Adinetidae.
AUGGAAGACGUUGAUGCAACUGGAAUCAAUCAUCAUCAAUCAUCUUCAUUAUUAAUUGUUUCACCUGUACAAAAUUUCUCAGAAAGUCAAAAUGAAGAAAAUAAUUGUCAAGGAGAAAUACAAAUUGAUAGAGAAAGAUUUGUCAAAGUAUUUCUUAUUCGAUUUGAAAUACAUUUUGGAAAAUCUUCUCGCUCGAAUUAA